AUGGAGAAGGAAGCGGCAGCAUGGGCGACGGCGGCGGCUGCAGCACGGGCGCCCGAAUCCCAUGGGACCGCAGGGAAGUGGGCAAGGAGCAGCGAUUGCGACGAGACCGCCGGCGAUUUCAUCAGCAGGCUCCCCGACGACAUCCUCGGCACCAUCAUCUCCCUCCUCCCCACCAAGGACGGCGGCCGCACCCAGGCCCUCUCCCGCCGUUGGCGCCACCUGUGGCUCUCCGCGCCUCUCAACCUCGAGGUCCGCAACCGUCCACCCCGGUACUUCCCCGGCGUCCCCGUCCUCACCUCCAUUGUCCCCCGCGCCGCCAUCUCAGAGAUACUCUCCCGACACCCAGGCCCUACCCGCCGAUUGUACAUAAACUGCCCCCGCUCCGGGUUCCUGUUUUUCCGGGCGCAGGAGUGGUUUCAAUCCCGAGCCCUCGCCAACCUCCAAGAGCUGGAUAUAAGCCACGCCUACUGCCCGCUGCUGGAAAUAGUGCUCCGCUCUGCAUCCACCAUCCUCGUUGCCAAGAUUAGCCAUUGUGAUCCCCCUGGCAAGAAGCUCACCCUGUUUUUAGUUUCCAUCAUAGCGGAUGCCUUCCACAGACUGCUCUCUGGCUGCCAUGCCUUGGAGAGCUUAUACAUGGCCGAAGUUCGUGCUGCGGGUUGCCUCCAUGUCAGCUCGCCUACUAUUACGACCAUCAUCUUCCGUCAUAGCUCUAGUGAAAAAACGGAACUGGUCAUCGAAGAUGCUCCCUGCCUUCUAAGGUUACUGUUAACUGAUUGUAAGAGAGAUGAUUGUGUCACUGUCAGGGUGAUUAGUGCGCCUAAUCUGAAGAUAUUGGGCCCUUUCUUGGUUGUGGCCUCCAAGCUCCUACUCUUCCAGGGAAUAAACUCAAUCAGCUCCACAAACUCGAUGCGCACCUUGAAGGUUUUGGCUCUCAAGCCUUCUGGAGAUAAAUUGCUUGCAACUCUUAACAUCCUUAGGUGGUUCCCCUGUUUGGAAAAGCUCUGUAUUAUUUUUCAUAAACACUAUGAGAUGCAUGAGGAAAAUGAGCCUCAGUAUGACCCACUGUAUCCAAUCGAAUUCCUUGAGUCCCAUCUCAAAAAAGUGGUGUUUAAGUCAUUCCAGGGCUAUAGGAGACAGGUUGAAUUUGCCAGGUUCUUUGUAUUGAAUGCAAAGGUGCUGCUGCAAGUGGAAAACAGAGCUUCUCGACAUGCUCGGUUUGAAUUCAGGACUACAUCCAUGCCCAUAAACAUGUCCAUGAUUUCUCAGUGGUUGAACCCCUUCAGACCCAUACACAGGGUUGGUGCCUGA
Messenger RNA from Triticum dicoccoides, 1308 nucleotides. Its product is annotated as putative FBD-associated F-box protein At3g50710. The transcript has 4 exons. The record is from RefSeq and is a predicted model, not a curated record. NCBI's taxonomy places the organism in Eukaryota, Viridiplantae, Streptophyta, Magnoliopsida, Poales, Poaceae. Bases 1 to 1308 code for a protein of 435 amino acids. Gene Ontology annotation, molecular function: protein binding.